AUGAGGCGCCGACAGGCGGAAGAAGAGAAGCGCCGACGAAAGGAGGAGGAGCGACGGCGGAAGGAGGAAGAACGGCGGCAGAGAGAGGCAGAUAGAAAGUACCAGAAGCAAUUGGAACAGCAGCGAAGAGACGAAGAACGCAGAGCUGCGAAAGGAAAAGGAAAAGGCAAAGACGAUUCCAAAGGGAAAGGCAAGAAAGGAAAGCAACAGCAACAGCAGCAGUACACUCAACAACAGCCGCAGCGGCAACAGCAACAUCAACAGCAGCAGUCUUAUUCCCAGUCACGGCAGCAGCAGCAGCAACAGCAACAGCAGUUGCAGGUGUCCAAGAAGAACAAGCGUGGAGGCGGAGACUCUGGAGCCGCGGCCACAGCGUCAGGCGGAGCCACUGGUGCCAGCAGCGCCGUGGAUCCCAACACCUCGGUCCUGCAGCAGCCGGUGGCCUACACCAUGCCUGACCUGCCUCGAGACUGGGUCGCGGUGCAAGAUCCGCAGCUCGACAGAUGUACUAUUGGAAUCAGAUGA
Durusdinium trenchii is the source of this 525-nucleotide messenger RNA. The record is from the annotation of a GenBank genome assembly. NCBI's taxonomy places the organism in Eukaryota, Dinophyceae, Suessiales, Symbiodiniaceae.